Messenger RNA from Pneumocystis carinii B80, 879 nucleotides. RefSeq lists its product as hypothetical. The coding region runs from base 46 to 834 and encodes 262 amino acids. The transcript is spliced from 4 exons. The record is from RefSeq and is a predicted model, not a curated record. Gene Ontology annotation, cellular component: proteasome core complex. Lineage: Eukaryota; Fungi; Ascomycota; Pneumocystomycetes; Pneumocystales; Pneumocystaceae.
AUUUUUAAUAAAAAUUAUAAAUAUUUCUUAGAAUUUAUAGAAGAAAUGUUGGGUCAUAGUCCUUUAUAUUUUAAAGAUGAUAAGGAGUCUUCUUACUUUUUGAACGAGCAAAAUAGCUUUAACCGUACUUUAAAACCGAUAUUAACAGGAUCAAGUGUUUUAGGCCUUAAAUUUAAGGAUGGGGUUAUGUUAGCAGCAGAUAAUCUUGCGAGUUAUGGUUCUUUAGCGAAAUAUAAUGAUGUUGAAAGGAUAUUUUCUUUUGAGAAAACUAUUAUUGGAGUUUCUGGUGAAAUCUCUGAUUUUCAAUAUAUAAAACGUCUUAUUCAUUCUUUUGUAAUUAAAGAGAAAAAUUAUGAAGAUGGCCAUUUUCCUUCUUCAUCGCAUAUUUAUGAAUAUCUUACUCAUGUUCUUUAUAAAAGAAGAACUAAACUUGAUCCUCUCUUGAAUAGUUGUAUUGUUGCUGGUCUGGAUCCUGAAAAUGUUUCUAUUUGUGUACCUAGAUCUUUUUGUGGUCAAUCUGAAUUUUUUUUGGGAUAUGUGGAUUUUCUUGGCGUAACAUAUUCUGCACCAUGUAUUGCUACUGGAUAUGGUGCGUAUAUUGCUAUUCCAUUACUUCGGGAGGCUACAGAUGAUGAACGGUAUACUCAACUUUCUCGAGAAGAUGCUCGCAAAGUUAUUGAUAACUGUAUGAGGGUUCUUUAUUGCAGAGAUUCGCGUUCAGUAAAUAAGUUUUCUGUUGCAACAGUUACUAGAGAUUCUAUUGUAUUUGAUACAAAUCAAUCUGUUGAUACUUAUUGGAAUUUUGCUGAGAAGAUUCAAGGCUAUGGCGCUUAAAAAAUAGUAAUAUUCUGCAUUGUAUAUACAUGUUUAAUGGAAUAU